Molecule: messenger RNA, 2118 nt
Organism: Mercurialis annua (annual mercury)
Lineage: Eukaryota; Viridiplantae; Streptophyta; Magnoliopsida; Malpighiales; Euphorbiaceae
Product: probable RNA-binding protein ARP1
Exons: 6
Coding region: 180-914 (244 amino acids)
Molecular function (GO): RNA binding
Source: RefSeq, a predicted model, not a curated record
GUUUUGUUGCUUUUCAUAACUUUUGCUUUCUCUUCCCUCCCAAAUUGUGUUUUUCUUUUUCUCCCUCUGACCUAACUGUCGAAUGAUCCCUCUCUCCCACACUCAACAGCCAGAGUUCUUGUUUGAUUCUCGUCUAAACCAUAGAAAUUUUGAGAGAAGCAACAAAACAAUCAGAAGAGAUGAGUCCAUCAAAUCUGGCAGCGCAGUUUGGUGAUACAACGUACACGAAGGUGUUUGUGGGGGGGUUGGCAUGGGAGACGCACAAGGACACCAUGAAGAAAUACUUUGACCAGUUUGGCGAGAUCUUGGAGGCUGCGGUCAUCACUGAUAAGGCCACCGCCAGAUCCAAGGGCUACGGUUUCGUAACCUUUCGAGACCCUGAAGCCGCCAUGAGAGCCUGUGUUGAUGCUGCUCCUGUGAUUGACGGGAGAAGGGCUAACUGCAACCUUGCAUCUCUGGGAGUUCAGAGAUCUAAACCUUCUACUCCAAAGCAUGCAGGGGGAGGGAGAAACUUGAGGGUAAUGAGGUCAUAUCACACAGCUUUUGCUUCACCAUCCUUCCCUCAGGCUCAGUAUGCCAUCCAACAAGGCAUUCCUUACAAUGUUUAUGGCUACUCCCCGGACUACAGUUACCCCACGAGCUACUACAAUGUGUAUGGAGGGACAAAUGCCCAAUUUCCUAUGUAUGGAAGUGGACAUAGUGGAAUGCUGAGCGGUGCUUUUUACCCCUAUCUCCAAUUUGGAGAAGGAAACAGUGGGUACACUUCCGGCCAGAAUUAUGGUGUUCAGUACCCACACCCCCUCUUUCAGUAUUCAGCUGCCAGUGGAGGGUAUGCCCAGCACUAUGGUACACCCUUUUCUCUCGCUCCUACUGCAUCGUUGCAAUCAGUGUGUUUUGCUGUGCCACAGGCCUGACUGUAGCACUUCGUGCUCCGCCAAUCCCUCAUUGCUAGAGACAAUACUUGAUCGUAUGUUUCGUUCGAGGUUCCAACGACCUUCGGCCUAACCAUGGUUCUCUCUCUCCCUAGUUUACACAAGCCCCCUAUAGGGGCUACAUACAAAGAUUUAGAGAGUCGUGUCAUGCAUCCUUUUCCCAUUUGCAUAGUAUUUUUUUUCUUUGGAAGAAGGGUUCCUUUCAAAAAGAGAACCGAUUCAUCAACUCAAAGCUACCGGGCUAGUUUUGUGGGAAUCAGUUAGCUGCAAUCAUUAGUCCCAGGAGGAUGCUAAUGAAAUUGUUAACCAUUUACAUAGAAAGGCUAAUCUGAAAAUGGUUUGCAUAAAAAGAAACUGUACAUUCAGCCUCACAAAAUGGCAAACCUAGAAUUUGGAAUAGCAUUUUUGUUUUUUAGUAUUUUCAAAAUUGCUAAUCCUUCAACAACAGACAAAGAGGCAGGUUUAGCAAAGUUAACUUCAUGGCCGGGGCCUGGAUGCCCCUCUGUUUCUGUGCAUUGACAUGUUAGCUAGUCUUGUGAUUUUAGAGAGCUAGUAAUCAUGUCUCCGUAAACUGUUCUUUCUCUGCCUCUGUCUCUCUUAUAAAUCUUUUUGUUUACUGAUUUUAUUUCAAAUCGUAAUCAUGCAUACCUGUUUUAUUGGUGACGACUUCUCUCAGGAUAAGGGAAGAAAAUUAUACUGACUGUUUAGAAAAUUCCUCUACUGUAAAUUGAAUCACGGCUGGGGAGUUUUAGGGUGCUGUAGUUAAAGAAUGAAUAGGGUGGUUAAUUAGUAGUAGCUUAGUGGUUGCAUCUGGGUUUUUACCCUUUUUAUUUAUUUUCUACAUCAAAAUGAGAGUUCACAAAUGGAUGUGGAUCUCACUGCACAAUGCAUGAAACUCUUGGGAGAUAUUUUGGUUCCCUUGGGUUCUUCGACCAUGGUUAGGACUUAGGUACGUUAAUUUUCAACUCUCUCUCUUUACUUAAUGGAACAUUUUUACCUGGAGAUGGAUCAGGACAGAACAGUAUACUGUUUCAUUUAUUUAUUUAUGUAUGUAAUGUAUGUAUGGUUUGUAUUCUACCUAGGAUAUAUAAUAUUUAUUCUCUAACCACGGUGGUUGAGAAUGGAUUUUACAUAUAGAUGCUUUAAUUUCAAGCUUCUAUUAUAUAUUUUUACUUUAUGCUCUUAA